AUGAAGAUUCUCUUCUUUUGCACUGCCUUCAACUCACUGUCACAGCGUGUCUACCUCGCCCUCUCCGAACAGCACUAUGUCACCAUAGAGUACGCCCUGUCCGAGGAGCUCAUGGUCGAAGCCGCCGAGCUCGUCAAGCCCGAUCUCAUCAUCUGCCCCUUCUUGACGACCCUGGUGCCGGCCCAAGUAUACUCCAAAUACCUCACCCUCAUCGUCCAUCCCGGACCCCCCGGCGAUGCCGGCCCCAGCGCCCUGGACUGGCUUCUCAUGGGCGACGACGGCACCGAGCCGGACAGCAAGAAGCUCCUGCAGCGCACAUCCCUGAGCGAACACGGGCGCCCGUACUGGGGCGUUACGGUCCUGCAGGCCACGGCCGACUUCGACAUGGGCCCGGUCUGGGCCUUUGAGCAGUUCGCCGUCGACAUUGACCAGCCCAACAUCACCAAGUCCAGCCUCUACCGCGGGCCCGUCACCCGCGCCGGCGUCGCCGCCGUGCUCAAGGCCGUCGACCGCAUCACCAUUGCCGCCGACGCCAGCAACGCCGCCGCCGCACACCGCUCCGCCAAGCCGUCGCCGCGCCCCGGCAGCAGCGCCGGCAGCAAGGGCAUCAACGAGCGCUCCAACAAGGGCGCCGUGACCCCGCACCUCGCCGCCAACCCCAUCUUCGCCCAGCUCUCCGUCACCACCGGGCAGCCGUUCCAGGGCGCCGACGACGGCCCGACGCGGCACCGCCCGCUGCUACGCGCCGCGGACCGCGACUUUGACCCGCACACGCACACGGCCCUCGAGAUCUCGCGCCGCAUCCGCUGCGCCGACUCGCAGCCGGGCUGUCUCAGCAGCCUGUUCGGGCCCAAGCUGUACCUGUACGGCGGCGCCAUCGAGGCCGGCAAGCAGACCGCCGGGGUCGCGCCGGGCGCCAUCCUGGCGAGCCGCGACGACGCCGUCUGCGUCGCCACCUGCGACGGCAAGGGCGUCUGGAUCACGCACGUCCGCCGCGUCAAGGCCAAGACGGACCCCGCGCUCUGGCCCAAGGUGCCUGCCGUGCAGGGCCUCGCCGAGCUCUCAGAGCACAGCAUGGGGUACCGCAACCUGCAGCGCGUCGUGUCCAUGAGUGCCGGCCGGACGCUGUCCGAUGAGGAUGAGUGGUCGAGGGCGACGUGCAGCACGCUGCAAGACAUCUGGAUCGACUUUGAGCCGGCGGCGGACAAGGAAGGCACCGUCGCCUACGUCUUCUUUGACUUCUACAACGGCGCCAUGAGCUCCAAGCAAUGCCGCCGGCUGCUCAGGGCGCUGCAGUACGUGCUCGACGUGGCCGAGGACAGGUCGGUCCGCGCCGUCGUCCUCAUGGGCGGCUCCUACUUCAGCAACGGCAUCCACCUCAACGUCAUCGAGUCCGCCGCGGACCCGGCGCUCGAGUCGUGGUUCAACAUCAACGCCAUUGACGACCUCGUCUACAGCAUCCUGCACGACUUUCCCAUCCGCGGCAUCAAGACGAUUGCCGCCGUCCGGGGCAACGCCGCCGCCGGCGGUGUGGCCCUGGCCACGGCGUGCGACAUCGUCCUCGCCGGCGAGGAUGUCGUCUUCAACCCGGCCUACCGCGCCAUGGGCCUCUACGGCUCCGAGUUCCACAGCCUCACCUACAACGCCCGCUGCCGGGGCGAGAACGGCAAGCGGAUCCUGCGCAGCAUGAUGCCCCUGAGCGCCAGCGCCGCCGGCCACCUGGGCCUCGUCGACCACGUGCUGCCGGGCUGGGGCGCCGGGCUAGACUCGGCCGUCAAGGCGCAGGUUCGGGCCCUCACGGCCGUCGACGACAACGGUGCCGCCGAGUGGAAGCGCGGCCUCGACCUGUCCGCUCCGGCGCUGGCCCGCAUCCGCGCCGAGGAGCUCGCCGAGAUGGCAAAGGACUUUUGGAGCCCCCGCGCGCAGCGCUACCACCCCCGCCGCUCCGACUUUGUGCGCAAGACCAAGGCCGCCGCCACCCCCCGCCGGUUCGCCCUGCACCGCAAGUCGGACGGGCUCGUCGACGAGGAGGACGAUGACCGCUUCGACUCGGUCGAGUGGUUUGCGAUGAAGAACAGCGCGCCGCAGCACGGCGCCGGCGCCGGCCUCGAGGAUACAGCCAUUCCGAAGCAGCCCGAAAAAGCGUAUGCGCACAGGAGCAGGAACGCGCCGUCGUCCAAUUCUGGCUCAGAUGAGAAGAGCUGGGGCACCCAGGAGGGUGUGCCCAAAGCAAAAACUCGGGGGACGAUAUUCUGCUGCUAUUAUGAUGCAGACUAA
This is a messenger RNA of Cordyceps militaris CM01, 2277 nucleotides long. Its product is annotated as formyl transferase domain-containing protein. Gene Ontology annotation, molecular function: catalytic activity. The transcript has a single exon. Gene Ontology annotation, biological process: biosynthetic process. The record is from RefSeq and is a predicted model, not a curated record. The coding region runs from base 1 to 2277 and encodes 758 amino acids. NCBI's taxonomy places the organism in Eukaryota, Fungi, Ascomycota, Sordariomycetes, Hypocreales, Cordycipitaceae.